This is a messenger RNA of Caenorhabditis briggsae, 1791 nucleotides long. The coding region runs from base 1 to 1791 and encodes 596 amino acids. Gene Ontology annotation, molecular function: protein dimerization activity. NCBI's taxonomy places the organism in Eukaryota, Metazoa, Nematoda, Chromadorea, Rhabditida, Rhabditidae. The transcript has 9 exons. The record is from RefSeq and is a predicted model, not a curated record.
AUGUCCGAAGACUUUCACAAUGCAAUCUUUCUGAUGGAAAGCAGGGGGACCAGUUUCGUUUUCCGGAAGCUUCGAGUGCUUCUCUACGACGAUGAAUCAGAUGAGUAUGUUGAGACUGGAAAAGCUGCCUGUCAAAACUGUCUGACCUUGCUCACUGUUUCCGACGGAGACCAUGUUCGACGCCAUGUGAAAGAACGUUGCAAGCGAAGAAAAAGAGUUGUGGAAAAUACGGAAAACGAAAAAGAAGAAGAGCCGGUUUUUAAGAAUCGAAAAAUUUCUGAAUAUUCGACGAAAAAACUCAAAGAAUCUGAUCUCACCAAAAUCUACAAAGCUCUUUCGAAAUACUGUCUUAGAACCGGGCGAAGCUUUAAUCAUAUGAACUCAGAUGCUAUGAAAUCCCUGAUGAUGGAUAUAUUCAACACCACAAGUUCUGGAUACGGAGAAGCUGCUUUGAAACAACUCCCUCAUCGAUCAACGAUUCAGGCGCACUCGGAAGCUCUCUCCAAGGAUCUCGUGGAAAAAUCCUUACGAUACAUGGAGCCUUACAAAGGAGAAAUAAACUUGGCAAUCCAAAUUGUUCCGGUCGGCUUCACUCCAGCCCUUGAAGGAAAAACAGGACGUGACACUGCCAAUUCGAUUCUACAGAAACUGCAAUCUUUGGGAUGGAGUCGAGAAGAUGUACUCCGUUGUAAUGUGACCGGUGAUGGAGCAUUAUCCACUUUUGUUAUUCGCUGCGUCAAUCACUCCCUCAAUCUCGUCGCCUCAAGAGUGGUCUCUCCACUGAAAGUUCAUCGUCCCAGACUCGUCGAUUUCACUUCAGAACUUCAGAAGGCUGAAGAGAUUCUUGCUUUGGCUGGGGAUGUUGCAGUGGCUGUCCGGUCAAAUAACGCCAUCUGCGCCUCUCUCCCACGUCUUCCAGCUCUCAAAUGCGAAACACGGUGGAUGUCUUCGGCGGAAUGUCUUUCCGAUGUCCUUGAUCUCCUGGAAGACAUCCAGAAAUGUUCCGGAUUGUCGGCAAAAGGACGAUCGGCUCUCAACCUGCUAACCGAUGACCACCCGAAGAGAGCUCGUGCGCUGCUUCACAUUUUGAAGCCACUUCUUGCACACAACAAGGUUUUUCAGAGUCAGUCAGCCGUCACUCUUCACCUUGUCCUGCCAACUUAUAAACAUCUGGAGAUAACUUGGACGGAAUAUGCCAAGGAAAGAUUCGAAGACAUUGACGAAGACCUAAUCGAUGUCGAAAUGCUCAGAGCGUUAUCCGAAUCGGGUCUUUUGGCUGUUCAACACUACUAUCGAGAGUUCGAAGAAGUACAUUUUGCUGCUGUGAUGCUCAGCCCGUUUACGAAACGAAUGUCUAAUUUUUCAAAGGAGGAAUUUGAUAAAGCAAAAUUGUACAUUGUCAACAGACUUCCGGCAAUUCCACCUGCCACUGUUCCAAUUCAAGAUGACCCAUCAGAUCCUAUCGCUGCCCUAUUGAAGAAAGUGCAGGACUCUGCUGUGCUCGUACCAAAAAGCGAUGAUUUGGAGCGCUAUUUGGGAGAACACUUUGACGGGAGCGGCCAAGAAUCAUUGGAGCAGUUUUGGAGAGGAAAGAAAAAUGAAUUCCCAGCUCUCUACAAGGUAGCCACUCAAGUCUUCUCCGUCGUGCCAUCAGAAUCUAUGUGUGAAUCAUCAUUUCCGAGAGCAGCAUUUCUUCUAGAUAAAACUAGAUCUCGUCUGGCCUACACAAAAGCAGAAAUCGUCGUAGUCGGGGCUCAAUUGGCAACGAAAUUUCCAGAUUGGCUCAACUAA